Molecule: messenger RNA, 2759 nt
Organism: Morus notabilis
Lineage: Eukaryota; Viridiplantae; Streptophyta; Magnoliopsida; Rosales; Moraceae
Product: nitrate regulatory gene2 protein
Exons: 4
Coding region: 108-2579 (823 amino acids)
Source: RefSeq, a predicted model, not a curated record
CUCUCUGUUGUUUGUAAAGCAAAGCUCUUUCUAAAGUGUGAUAAAAAUGGGUUUCUGGACUUUCCUAGUAGAAACCCUUCUCUUCUUAUUGUUAAGCUUUAGAGAAGAUGACAUUUGAGACUAGAACUUCUCACUUCUCAGAAAGCUACGACAUUUCCUACUCUCUAAAAACCCAUUUCCAACAGCAACAUUCCCCCAUUUGGGCACAACCCAUUUUCACAUAUUCCUCCAAGAAACAAACAAAAAAGAAAAAAAAUACUCGACCUUUUCACUUAUUCUAUCUACCCCAUUUUCAAAAGCAAGAAAAAGUCUCCAACUUUAGGAAGAGAAGAAAGAUGGGAUGUGUGGCAUCUAAGCUAGAGGAAGAAGAAGUGGUGUCCAUUUGUAGAGAGAGGAAAAACCAGCUAAAGCUUGCAGUGGAGAGAAGAUAUGUUCUUGCAGAAGCACAUUGGAGAUAUUCUCGCGCUCUUUUUGCAGUUUCAGCAGCCAUAAAGCUCUUUGUGGCUCGCCAUUCUUCUCCUCCUCAACCUUUCCUCAUUACCUUCCCACCACCUUGCUCUCCUUCUUCUUCUUCUUCCCCACCAAGGGAUGAAACCCAAAAUGUCAUGAUAAACAACCCCAUGUUCCUCCAACAAAUGCCAUCAGAGUCAGCUUGUGAAGCCAUUGACUGUGGGGACUCAUGCGCUUCUUCAGUAUCUUCCUCUGAAGAAGAGAGAGAAGAAGAAGAAGAAGAACAACAACAAUAUCAACAAGAAGUACGACAAGAAGAAAAUAUGAGAGAUGAACAGUUACACCCACAACAGCCAUGUGGGUAUUUUUACAUGCAAAUGCCACCUUCAAUGCCAUCACCACAGAGGGAUUUCGGGUGGGAUUUCUUCAACCCAUUUGACACCAUGAACAGGCCUGAGGUUAUGAGCGGUUAUAGGAGGAACUCUGAUGAGGAAGACCUGAGAGCCGUGAGGGAAGAGGAAGGGAUUCCGGAGCUGGAAGAGGAAGACAAUCCCAACAAGGUGGCUGUUGGGGAAGAAAGUGGUGAGAAAGAGAGAGAGAAAAGGAGUGAGAGUGAAGCUAAAACUGAAGUGAUGAAGGUUGAUGAGACUAGUGUGAGCCAGGUUGAGCAGAAAGGCUUAACGGUCAUUGACACACCAGUUGAAGGAAGAGAACUCUUGGAGGCGUUGAAGGAUGUUGAGGACUAUUUCGUUAAGGCUUAUGAUUCAGGGAAGGAUGUGUCAAGGAUGUUGGAGGUUAAUAUGGUGCAAAUACAGUCUGCUCUUGAAGAGAUAAAAGAGAACUCAACAAAACUCAUCCAGUCUAUAACAUGGCAUCGAUCCAUUUCUUCCAAGCCUUCAUCAUGUAAGAGUCUCGUUGCGUCAAGCUCCAAGAGUUCCUCAACAUGGACAGAAUUUAAGAAUGAGCUUUUUGAUGAUUUUGGAGGAAUGGAUUCUGGAAGCCAUUCACUCACGUUAGGAAGGCUAUACGCCUGGGAAAAGAAGCUCUAUGAAGAAGUUAAGGCUGGAGAUAGCACACGGAAACUUUAUGAGAAAAAAUGUUCACGAUUAAGAAACCAGGAUAUCAGAGGAGAUGAUGAACUUACCAUGGACAAAACCAGAGCUGCUGUAAAAGAUUUGUAUGCCAGAAUCCUGGUCACAAUUAGGAGUGCGGAAUCGAUCUCAAGAAGGAUUGAGAAGCUAAGAGACGAUGAACUGCAGCCCCAAAUUGUAGAACUGUUAAAAGGCUUAACACGAACAUGGAAGAUAAUGCUGGAAGCGCAUGAAACACAGAACAAGAUUAUGUUUGAAGUGAAAACUUUCACGUGCCCCACAUUUGGAAAAUUCUGCAACGAAUCUCACUGUAUUGCAACGGCGCAGCUCCAGGCUGAGCUUCAUAACUGGCGUCUCUGCUUUACGGAGUAUGUUGCAGCGCAAAAGGCGUACGUUGAAGCUCUUCAUGGUUGGCUAACCAAGUUCAUAGUUCCCGAAGUUGAGUUCUACUCUAGGGGCAAGGGCUCGCCGGCAUCAUGUCGAGUCAAUGGCCCACCAUUGCUUUUGAUAUGCCAUGACUGGUUAGCUUCCAUGGAGAAUUUGCCAGCAAAGACAGUGGCCUCUGCGUUGAAAAGCUUUGCAAAAGAUGUGAAGGCUCUGUGGGUUCAGCAAGGGGAGGAACAGCUACAAAAGAGGAAAGUUGAUAGUCUGGCCAAAGAGCUUGACAAAAGAACUCGUACAUUACAGAAAACAGAGAGCAGAAUUCUCGAGUCCAAACUCAUUGAAUACAAGGAAUCUGACGUGGAUCAUCAGAACCAGAUCGAGUACUUGACAGAGAAGAAAGAUGAUCUGGACAUGUUAAGAAGAAAGCUCGGCGUUGAAAAGGAAAAACACUACAAUAGCAUGCAAGAAACUCAAAGGAUCACACUGAACGGAUUGCAGACCGGUUUUUGUACAGUUUUUGAGUCCUUGGUAGAAUUCUCCAAGGCAUCCCAAAAGAUGUACAAUGAUCUUGUGAAUUGCAGUGAGAACGCUGCGAAAGCUGGAAAUCAAUCAUAUAUAGAAGAUGCAAAGGUUGAACAAAAUAGCAGCAGAUGACUUAGGGGUACUUGUGGCAGAGAUAUUUGGUGAAGAAUUGGGUUAUGGAUUGUCUUGUGGAUUUGUACAUAUAAUGUAUCGAAGCAGCUCGCUGAGACACAUUUAUUCGAACUGGUUAGGUUUUUGGAGUGUUGUAGCCAUGAUUUGUGACUGUUAUCUAGACAAUUAUGGACACUCAAA